Notodromas monacha is the source of this 855-nucleotide messenger RNA. Lineage: Eukaryota; Metazoa; Arthropoda; Ostracoda; Podocopida; Cyprididae. The record is from the annotation of a GenBank genome assembly.
AUGUGGCUGGAGUCCAUAUUACCAUCAGCAGUCGUUUCUGUCAUGAUGGACUUGCUGAAAGCCCUGUUUUAUUUUUUGGCUUCUGUCAACAGCCUGCAGGGGUUUUUACUCCUGCCAUACAUCGGGGGGUUGACGGAUAAUUUCACACGGCUGUUCGGCUGGCUUGGAUUUGGUGCUUGCGUCGUUGACAACGUCUCAGGGCUAUUGUAUCAUGGAAUGGAACUAACCAUCCUUUGCGGAAGUACGUCCAGUUCCGAAUGCUUCACUGUCAAAGGCAGGAGAAUUUUGGAAUUCGUGGUCUUGGCGUCGUUUGCCAUUUUUUUCACUGGGGAAUACGAUCUGCCGCUGAUUUCCGCAUUCCUCAAGACCAUUUCCGCCAUCAGUUUGGCGACUUUGGUAACUUUUCAUCAAACCCAGCCAAACCUCGUCGAAAUGGUCUCGACGAUUUACUUCCCACUGACGACCGGAGCUCUUAUCGCAGUUUCGUCCAUCGCUGACAACGGACACCUUUUCUGGGCCACUUUCAACACCGUUCUUUUCGAUCGGUUCUCUGAGGCCGGGAGACACGUGGAGACAAGCAUUUCGUACAAUGUGGCAGUGACUUUGAAUUUAUUUGUGAACGCCAUGCGAGAAAUGAUGUCAGCCAGGAAAGAACCUUUGCCACCGAUUAGAAAUGCUUUCAUCGACAUCAGCGUGAAACCACCAAAUUAAAUUCAUUCAAAAAAUUGUAUUUCUUUCUCUGACUUCACUAUGAACUCUUUGUUUCCUGCCGUGAGAAUUGAGAAAUUCUCUCCACAUCAUGAGUUUUCCACUCGAAUCCGCAUUGAAAUGAAAAAUCAUUUUCUUAAAAAAAAA